AUGGGUCGCGAACUACAAAAGAAAAAGAAGAGAUCUUCGAUCCCGAAGAUCAAAAUGAAGCCAAAGUCGAAGCGUGUCAACCCCAUGGGCAACCCGAUCAUCGCCGCUAAUUGGAAUUCGCAAGAAACUUUGACGCAAAACUAUCGACGGCUGGGCCUGACCUCUCGGCUCAACUCUGCAACCGGCGGUAUCGAGAAGUUACGCCCUGGUGCGGAAUCUACGACCUCCACCACAAACAAACUAGCUAUCUCCAAUGCGCUUCCAAAGACGAUUACCCCUACGGAAGCCAGAGUGGAACGAGACCCUGAAACAGGCAGGAUCAUACGUGUCAUCCAUGCUCCCUCGAAGCCCAACCCUUUAAACGAUCCUCUAAAUUCAGAUUCCGAUGAUGAGGAAAUGGCCGAUGAUGGGGAAGAAUUCGAGGGCUUCAAUAGCGCACCUGCGACUGGGAAGGCACAGAACAACAUUGUGAAGCAAUUGGAAGAGAUGGCAUCAAGAGCCCAAGAGAAAAAAGAACGGAAACAGAGCGAGAGGGAGAUAGAGUGGAUCGAGCGACUGGUCACAGCGCACGGUGAGGAUUACAAGCGGAUGGUGCGAGAUAUGAAACUCAAUCCUAUGCAACAGACGGAAGCGGAUAUCAGGAGACGGGUGGGGAAGUGGAAGGCUUCCGGCGGUGAAAUCGCUGUAUAA
Messenger RNA from Venustampulla echinocandica, 690 nucleotides. RefSeq names its product putative Nucleolar protein 16. Gene Ontology annotation, biological process: ribosomal large subunit biogenesis. The coding region runs from base 1 to 690 and encodes 229 amino acids. The transcript has 2 exons. NCBI's taxonomy places the organism in Eukaryota, Fungi, Ascomycota, Leotiomycetes, Helotiales, Pleuroascaceae. The record is from RefSeq and is a predicted model, not a curated record. Gene Ontology annotation, cellular component: nucleolus.